This is a messenger RNA of Colletotrichum higginsianum IMI 349063, 273 nucleotides long. RefSeq names its product Nitrilase. The record is from RefSeq and is a predicted model, not a curated record. The coding region runs from base 1 to 273 and encodes 90 amino acids. Lineage: Eukaryota; Fungi; Ascomycota; Sordariomycetes; Glomerellales; Glomerellaceae. The transcript has a single exon.
AUGAGUUUGCCUUUUGCGAACCCUCCUGCUUCCGUUAGUCAUUUCUACCCCAGCAUGGCCUUCAAAAUGUGCGUCCAACGUGAGCACGUUCACUUUGCCACGUCUUCUUACUUCGCCAAUGUCGAAGGAGAGGCUUCGCUCUGGUGGGAGAACGAGUGGGUCAACACGGGCGCCGUCGACGUCUACUCCGUCUUCGGCAGUGGCUACUCCUUCUUACCGGCCGUGGGCGCAUCUCCGGUCACAGAUGAAUUCUGCACGCGGGUGGCCAUAUAG